GUGAAACGAUACAAACCAGUUGCGUGCGGUAAAUCGAAGUGGAGAGAGCUCUUUCAAGAACGACACCGGUGGCAGAACUCGAUCUUGAUCGUUUGUGGAUUUGGUCUUUGCCAUUCAUCAAGAACUUUCUUUGGCAAUCAAUUUUUAGGGUUCCAUACCCAGGUCAACCCAAAGUCACUUUCAAGUGUUCCUCCGAGAACACUUUCAAUUGUCGACACCACUGCCAAACCUCACCUCGAUCCAUGAUUACUGUGGCCAACCAAAGCAAGAUGAGGUCCUCCAGCCGAUCCCGGACCUCAAGCACCAGUCGUUCCCGAUCCAGCGUGUCUAGCGCAGGGAGCAGCUACAACGGAGGGGGUAGCAUCGUGGGAUCGUCCAGCUUCCAGGUGGGACGCGCCCGGGACAGAUCCGCCGAAAUGGAGCUCUUCAGUCAAACCCGCAAACCCCGAUCCAACUACCGUCGUCCAUCGAACUUGGGCUUCUCCAACAACCCACUUCAAUCCCGAUCUGAGUCCAAGACCAAAUAUCAGCCUCUGUCCGCUUCCAGAAGCCAUAUCGUGGCCAAGAUCCCGGAUCACUUGAAGAUGGAAGGCCAGGUGACCUCGACUUCCGAGGUCCGAGCUGCUUAUCGAAACAUGUCCCCCGCCAGACCCAUCAUCUACAAGAUUCGAGACACACUCAAGCCUGAGGGAGUCUUCCUUAGCAAGUCGGAAACUGCCUUGCAAUUUGAAGACAAAAAGCCCCAGAGACCCAUUAUUAACCGCAUCAGGGAUCACAGUGAAGAAGUCCAACCCAGAGGAGCCAUGCUUGAAAGAUCGGAGUAUCGCAACAAUUACCAAGCCACCAAAGGUGAUCGUGUGACGCCUGCAUGGAUUACCAACUUUGAGAAGGUUACGAUUGAUGGUGAUGCAUCUCGGCAAUAACAUUUGCAACUCGAAAUUCCGCCUAAUUGCGACAACUGCCCAACUCCGUCACUUCCUGUAUAUACAUACUUACAUUUGUAUACGUACUCCUAUCAAAAAGCUCCUUAUUGUAAAUAGUCAAGGUUUUUGUAUAAACCUAGGUAGAAAUGAGAUGCCAAAGAAAUAUUCGAACUUCUUUCAACGUCCCACUUGAAGGUCCAAUUCAACUACUCGUUUCUAACUAACGUAUAGACAAAUUCCACCCUCCAUCUACUAGGAUCUCCUAGAAAUUCAGAGCUCAGAUUUGAUCGAAAUCCAAAAGGCAAAAUCUCAGUCACUCAACCUAUCAACUUCUUUCCUUCGCCUCUUCAUGUCAAGUUUUCUCGCAACCUUUGAACCAAUAAUGCGGCUUCACCAAAGAAUCAUCAAUUGCAAUGCUAAGUAUUACAUUUAUUGUAAAUACACUCGGAAUCAAGACCAAAGACAAACCAUACUCAUCUUUGUGUAUAUUAGUAACCGGAUGUGUUAAAAUUCAAUAAAUUUCGAAAAAUAAAUGUGGAUAAA
Molecule: messenger RNA, 1466 nt
Organism: Tigriopus californicus
Lineage: Eukaryota; Metazoa; Arthropoda; Copepoda; Harpacticoida; Harpacticidae
Exons: 6
Coding region: 243-923 (226 amino acids)
Source: RefSeq, a predicted model, not a curated record